This is a messenger RNA of Phlebotomus argentipes, 2708 nucleotides long. Its product is annotated as aminopeptidase N-like. The coding region runs from base 33 to 2708 and encodes 891 amino acids. The transcript is spliced from 4 exons. The record is from RefSeq and is a predicted model, not a curated record. Gene Ontology annotation, cellular component: cytoplasm. Lineage: Eukaryota; Metazoa; Arthropoda; Insecta; Diptera; Psychodidae. Gene Ontology annotation, molecular function: metalloaminopeptidase activity; zinc ion binding; peptide binding. Gene Ontology annotation, biological process: proteolysis; peptide catabolic process.
CUUAUGAAGUGUGGUUCGACACAAAGAUUCACAUGAAAAUCCUCAACUACUCAGGGAGAGUGAAAAUUGCUCUGAGAGCCCUCGAGUCGACUAAACUUAUCACAAUCAAUUCUGAGUAUCUUACAAUCGGAAAUUGCAGUCUUGUUGAUCAUCUCAAUAAUCCCGCUGGGAUUCUUCGAGUGGAUGAGUUUCCCAGUGAAAGAGUCUUAGGUAUUGUCCUGGAAAAUCCCCUGAGAAUUGGUCAGAAUUACAUUCUGGAGAUAAAUUUCACCGGAAUUCUCCACAAUUACCCUCGAGGUCUGUGUUAUGCGCGGUACACAGAUGAAAAAGGAAAAGUCAUCUACACUGUCACUUCCCAUAUGCACGUUUCUAAUGCCAGAGUGGCUUUUCCCUGUUACGAUGAGCCUCGCUACAGGACACCGUUCACCAUUCACAUCACACAUCACUCCUCCAUGAAUGCUGCCUCUAAUAUGCCUAUUGCUUAUGUGACGAAACACCCUGACGAUUAUGUGACGACAACUUUUGAGGAAACUGUCUCCAUGUCACCUAAUUUAUUGGCCUUCUCUGUGGAUAAUUAUGUGGCUAAGACGGAAAUAAUGGAGAAAAAGAAGCUCAAUGUUAGUGUUUUGGUGCCAAAACAUCAGGAAGAUGAGGUGGACUUUGCCUUAGACCUGAUAACAUUUAUGCUAGAGGAACUGGAAACAUUUAUUGGCGUGGGCUACACUCUUCCAAAGUUCGAUGCCAUUGUUGUGCCAGACUUUCUUCACAGCGGCAUGGAAAAUUGGGGAUUAAUGGUCUUUGAUCCAAGAUUCAUCCUCUUCAAGAGAAACUACACCAGCCCUAGUCAAAUGAUGGAAGUGACUAAAACUCUCUGUCACCAUCUUGUUCACAAUUAUUUCGGGAAUCUUGUUGGACUGUCUUGGUGGUCAGAUGCGUGGAUUACAGAGGGAUUCUCAAACUACUACGAAGCCGUCUUCUCACAAAUGUAUCUCACUGAUUAUCCAGUGGAAGAGCUUUACGUCGUCGACUACAUGGAGCGAAGUCUCGCAGAAGAUUGCCUUAUAACAUCACCUUCGCUCAACAGUUACGUGGAGACGCAAAAUCAAAUAGAAUCUCUCUAUGAGUUUACAACCACUGGGAAAGCCGCGUCAAUCUUAAGAAUGUGUGAUCAUUUUCUGGGAAGAGAAACCUUUAGAAAAGGACUUCAGAAAUACAUUAAAAAUAUGGCAUUCAAAACGGCUCUUCCGGGAGAUCUGUACAGAAAUUUACAAGAAGCAUCAGAUGAAGAUCAUGCCCUUCCCGAGAAUAUCAAAGUAGAGGAUAUCUUUGACUCAUGGAUAAAUCAGCCUGGAUAUCCACUUCUGACUGUGAUGAGAAACUAUCAAUCCAACGAGAUUGUUGUUAACCAACAGAGAUUUCUCUCGGCUCGAGAUGAAGUCGAUCCUGACAGGCUCUCUUGGUAUAUUCCACUGUCGAUUGCCACCGCAAGUGAUCCAGAUAUGAAAAAUACCAAACCCUGGGCUUGGCUCAAGAGAGGAAAUCGUGAACUUGUACUCAGAACAACAGAGAACAAGACAUGGACAUCCGAUGAUUGGGUUCUGUUCAAUAUCCAACAAACUGGAUUCUACAGAGUCAAUUACGAUACGGAAAAUUGGAGACUAUUGGCCGAAGAACUUCACAGAGGAUCUCCAUACUUUAUAGGAACACUGAAUAGGGCUCAACUAAUUGAUGAUUGCUUCCAUCUCGCCUAUUCAGAUGUUGUUCCUUUCACAUUCGCUCUGGACAUCAUCAAGUACGUGCGAUACGAGAAAGAGUACGCCGUAUGGGUCACUGCUAAUCGUCACCUGUUGAACAUAGCUCAAAGACUGCAAGGCCCUUCGUACGAAUUGUUCUUUGGAAGAUUUCUGGAACAUCUCACCGAAGAACAUUUCGACAGAAUGGAUGUUUUUCCACACGUGAAUGGUCGAGAUUCUGCCAGAACCACUUUCUUCCGACCAAUUAUCGUGAAUCUCGCAUGUCGGGCCGGUUCUGGAAAGUGUUUGACAGCAACUAGGAUAAUGGUCACUGCAGAGGCUCUGACAGAGACUUGUAUGGUGCCUAUGGAACAGGCUUCUAUGUACUAUUGCCAUGGCCUAAAGAACGCCGACCUCAGAACAUUUGAGUACUUCUGGAAGAAAUUGCACGGGAUGACUAGUGAUCAGGAGAGAUCACAACUCACGUACGCAAUCACAUGUUACCACGAUCCAGACGUUGUAUAUUCUGUCUUGAUGAAUCUUGUGGAUCCUGCAGAAGAACUUGCAUUUUCAAAUCUGGAACGGUAUCAUUUGCUAGUCGCAGCUGUGAGGAAUGGACAUUUGAAAACCGUUCUGAAGUUCCUAGAAGAAAACCAAGAGAUGAUCAAUAGGACUUUCAACUUUAAUCUUCGCAUGGAACACGCUCUCAAAGAGAUUGCGACAUACAUUCAAGAGGAGGAUGUGCCAGAGUAUGAGCAUAUUCUUACGACACUUCUCAACAAUCGAUACAUCUCGGAGUCUCUGGUGCAUCGAAUAAGGACGGAUAUUAAGUAUAAUUUGGCAUGGAUCAAUGGAAAUAGACAGAAAAUUGAGGAAUGGAUUCGAGAUUACUUUGAACCAGCUCCAGCAAAAUCCACUUCAAUCUACUUCGCAGUAUCUCUUCUAUUUUGUACAAUAACAAUUCACCUCUUGUAA